GUAAAAACGUAAAAAAAUAUAAAAAUGAAAAUAUCAAUUAUAUUUGUUUUAACUGUAAUUUACGUCGCGCAUUCAUUCUCAGUUUACGAUACGAUUCUAGAAGAAUGGCAGCUAUUCAAGACAAUGUAUCGCAAGAACUACGCUAAUUUCGAGGAAAAAGUGCGAUUUAACAUUUACAUGGAAAAUCGCAAGAAGAUCGCUGAACACAACAAAAAGUUUGAAGGUGGUGAAGUGACUUUCUCGAUGGCUAUCAAUCGUUUCGGCGACAUGACAAGCUACGAGGUCUCGCGUAAAAUGAACGGCUUCAACAAAACGGCUCGAACGAAACAAGUCGAGGAAUAUGUGGAGCCGAGUGAGUUGGCCGAAGGAGCCACGUUUAUCGAACCGGCGAACGUCGAGUUGCCGAACCAAAUUGAUUGGCGAAAGCAGGGUGCUGUGAGUCCGAUCAAAGAUCAAGGCGAGUGCGGUAGCUGCUGGGCGUUUUCUUCGACAGGUGCGCUGGAAGGUCAGCACUUCCGUCGCAACGGCACUCUGAUCUCGCUGAGCGAGCAGAAUCUCGUCGACUGCUCGGGACGAUAUGGUAACAAUGGCUGCGACGGCGGUUUAAUGCAAUUCGCGUUCGCAUACGUCAAGGCCAAUCGCGGCAUCGACACAGAGAAGAGCUACCCUUACGAAGGUGAGGACGACGCGUGCCGUUACAAUCCACGCAAUAGGGGCGCCGACGACGUGGGAUACGUCAGCAUACCCAGGGCGAGAGAAGACAAGUUGCAAGCUGCCGUGGCUACUGUUGGUCCUAUCUCCGUCGCCAUCGAUGCCGACAGCGAUGAUUUCAUAUUUUACGAAUCAGGGAUAUUCUACAGCAACGAGUGCUCGUCGGUGAUGCUCGACCACGCAGUCUUGGCAGUCGGCUACGGCACGGACAAUAAGACCGGCAAGGACUAUUGGCUGGUCAAGAACAGUUGGGGCGAAGACUGGGGCGAGAAGGGCUACGUGCGUAUGUCGCGCAAUCGCCAUAACAACUGCGGCAUCGCCACAUCAGCUAUUUAUCCGCUCGUCAAGUAAUAAAGUCGCACCGCAGGAUAAUUGAUCACCGCUCGUACCUCGCUAUCUGCAUAUUCACACUUAUCGACUUGUCAUUUUCGUAUUGUAACAUAUACGUGCCUUGA
Molecule: messenger RNA, 1166 nt
Organism: Phymastichus coffea
Lineage: Eukaryota; Metazoa; Arthropoda; Insecta; Hymenoptera; Eulophidae
Product: procathepsin L-like
Exons: 5
Coding region: 25-1062 (345 amino acids)
Biological process (GO): immune response
Cellular component (GO): lysosome
Molecular function (GO): cysteine-type endopeptidase activity
Source: RefSeq, a predicted model, not a curated record